This is a messenger RNA of Teleopsis dalmanni, 1598 nucleotides long. RefSeq names its product syntaxin-17 (gene Syx17). The transcript is spliced from 2 exons. The record is from RefSeq and is a predicted model, not a curated record. Gene Ontology annotation, cellular component: SNARE complex; autophagosome membrane; plasma membrane. NCBI's taxonomy places the organism in Eukaryota, Metazoa, Arthropoda, Insecta, Diptera, Diopsidae. Gene Ontology annotation, molecular function: SNAP receptor activity; SNARE binding. Bases 326 to 1228 code for a protein of 300 amino acids. Gene Ontology annotation, biological process: vesicle fusion; intracellular protein transport; exocytosis.
AUUCCAGAAUAGAAGAUCAAAGAAACUUGAAAGUAAGAGAAAUAGUAAAAACAAGCACAAAAGAAAAUUUACAAAACAAAAGAAAAAGUAAUUAUUGUAACUCAGUCGACAGCUCCCAAACGUAUAAUGGAGCUGCAAUCUGUAAAAUUACAUCAAACGUUUAAAGAGGUUUAAAAAUUGUCAACAGUAAAAUUUUAAAUAAACGAAAAAAGCAAAUUAUCAAUAAAUCAAUAAAAAAAUACUUUCUCUGGCGAAGUUUAAGUAAAAAUUAAAUUGCACAAAUUUAAUACUGCAAAGUAAAAUUAUUACAGUUCAAAAGUUCAGAAUGACAAGCAGCGAUAAAAUUCCGCUUAAACAGGCGGAAGUCUCCGUGCGACGAUUUAAUGACCUUGCGAUACCACACCACUUGGGUUUGCUGAAAAAUCAUCGUAGCAACAUAGAGAAGAGCCUUGCACUGGGCGAUUGGAAUAAAAUAAAAAAGGAGGAAAUCAAUGCCACCCGUGUCAUAAAGCAAAUGAAAAAUCUCAUGCUGGAAAUGGAUGCAUUGCGUGAGAAGGUGCGUGAAGAUGACUUGGAACGUUUCGAUGCAAUGAUGGAAAUUGGUAAACAGAAGGCAUUCGAUGGCAUGCGGGAGUAUUUAGAAUUGGAACUAAAAUCGCCCACCUCUACGCUACGUUCACAAGGCCUAGAAGAUGAUGAUAUAACGGCUGACCUAUUAACGCAACCAGUUGAAAUAGGCAGCACAUUGGCACACAGAGGCACUAUACCCGAAAUUGAAUCCAAUUUUCAACAACAAGAAUACCAAUUACAACAGCGACAAUCUUGUCUGGAUGAGCUGGAACAUUUACAGCAUGAAAUACGUGAUUUAAAUGGCAUGUUCCACGACAUGCGUGAGCUAGUGCAAGUGCAGGCUGAGAGUGUACAAGUGAUAGCAGAUAAUGCUGAAGAAGCACUGGAACAGGUACAAGCUGGUGAAAGAGACUUACGACGUGCGCUUACCUAUAAAAAAGCAAUGUAUCCUGUGGUAGGAGCUGUGUUAGGUACAUUUGUUGGUGGACCUAUUGGUUUAGUGGCAGGCCUCAAAGCAGGCGGUUUGGCAGCUGUGGGUUGUGGUAUACUUGGUUUUACUGGUGGCUCUGUGCUGAAGAGUAAUCCAUCUAUUAUGCAAGGAAAUGUUGAGGAACAGCAAGUUACAGUUGAAAUGGAAAUGGAAAAAAAAGAUGAAUGACCAGAAGAUAGUGGUGAGAAAACUGCAAUUACAUUGUGGUCUGCAAAUAUGCAACAUUUAACGCGUUUACAAAGAGGUGCUGCGGUACGUUUGGAUCCAGUGGCACAAGCAACCACAGAUGUUUUAUGCAGUGUACGUAAUUAUUGUUCCAUUCAAUAAAAUAACUAAUUUAUUUAUAUAAACAUAUUUUAAUGUAAACUACAGCUAAUGUACAAUAUUCUUUAUUUUUAUAACGACUUACACACCAAAUUAGUUUUAAUCCUUGGCGGUCAGUCGCAAAAUGUAUUAUUGUCAAUAUAGUAAAUAAUUUUUUUAUAUAUAUAUACCAUAUGUCUAUGUGUACAAUGAUUAUUCUUUAAGGUUUGAGAUU